AUGGCCGCAAUUCCCGCCGGAUCUUCCGUCGCCUCUUGCUGCAGCACGAACGAGAAGGAAGCUCAGGCAGGUUCUUCUGGUGUCAAGAACGACCCGAAAGAUGGUCCAGCGGCCGGCGGCGGCGGCGGGAGCAGCAGCGGAUCGGUGGUGUGGGGCCACGUGGAGGAGCUGGCCAAUGAGGUGGCAGAACUAAAGAGACGGCUGCAGGAGGAAGAGGAAGAAGGGCGGCGACUGCGCAACGAAGUGAAGCACCUCCGCAGCAGCAACCACGAUUUGAAAAUCAUCCCGCCGCGCUCUCCCCGUGCGGCCGACCCGGUUGCGCCGGCGCUCCUCGCGCAGUCCAUCCGCGCUUCGUUCAUCGAGCCCGCCGCCGACAGUCCGUGCCCAGACGGCGGCAAUGGCUGCGGCGGCGGCGGUGGCGGGGGCGGCGCGAACCUCAGAAGAUCCGUCUCCCUCGGUCGUGCCGAGGGGGUGUCGGCCUACGCCCGUCACAUGGCCGCCGCGUACGUAGCGAACAACGGCGAAGGCGAGGGUACCGGAGCGAAGGCGAGUGGUGGUGGUAACCCGGUGUGGGUGAGUGGCGAGCAGUGGGUGCACACUCUCUCCUCACCGCGUCACAGCAUUAACGCCAGUGAAUUCGGCGUGUUGCAACUAGGAGACGAAGAAGACGGAUUAAGACGCUCCUCGGGCACUCCGCUCUCGCUCCUGCUCUCCCUCUCUCGCCCUCUCUCCGGACCUCUGCCGAACCACCUGCAGUUGGGUCGGGGAUCGUCGGUUGCUCCUCGAAGCGCGAAUGACGGCGCUCCGGGGAAUUCGCCUGUCGGGCCUGGUGUCAGCCCGAAUGCGAAGCUUCGGACUGGCAACAUGAUUGUAACGGGGCUGACUGUAACGGACGCGAACGGCGUCGCGAAAACGAUUAAGAUGGAACAGCUCGUGACUGCCGAACCUACGACGCCGAGCCGGCCUCCGGUCUACCAGGGUCGGCCGAGCCUGGAUAAGAAACGGCCGCCGCCAAUCAAGGGCAUCCCGCUGCCCUGGGAUUCGAUGGACGGCGAGGAGUUGAAGAGCCAGAGCGGGCUGGGGACUUCGGGGACGGCGGAAGGCGGAGGCGGAGCUGAGAUUGCGGGGGAGAAGAGUGUUGGCGGAAGGUCAUGGGGAAGCGGAAGAUCAUGGGGAAGAGUGGGGAGCCUGAGCAGAGGCGGGAGCGUGGGCGGGAGUGGGGCCGUGAGCGGCCGCGAGGGGGAGGAGGUGGAAGGCGGGGUGGAAGAAGAGGAAAGGGAGAGGAACGGGGCUGAGUACGAGGAAGAAAGCAUGGAAGCUAAUGUGUCUGAUGAGGACGAAGGAAGGAGAGAAGAGGAGAAGGACGAGACGAACGAGGGAGGUGAGGAGGGUCGUACGAGCCGCACGUCGGCGCGCAGUGGGGAUGGGGAGAUAGAGCAGCUGAAGGCGCUGGUGGAAGCGAGAGAGGCAGGCGCAAGGAAAGACACCACGACUGCACGUGGAAGUAACAACAGCUCUGGUACUGCGUCUGGUGCUAAGACUAAGACUGCUGUUGCUGCCGCUGCUGCGGCUGGUGGUGCUCUGCCCCGCGCCAGCAGCGCGGGCAGCGGCGGGAAGGCGGCAGGCGCGGCAAGGGGUCGCAGCGCAAGUCCCGUGUUGCGGCGGAGCAGCAGCAGCGGCGCAAUGACCGGUUUUGGCUCUUCCUCCGCCACGAACCGUCUUGCCGCCUCUCCCCGCGCUGCUUCCCCGCGCGCUGCUUCCCCUCGCUCUGCUUCCCCCGGGGGAAACAGCAGCAGAGGUACCUUUCCGCGCACGGGCUCUUUCCGCGCGUCUUCUCCGCGGGUCGCUUCCCCGAGUGGCGGAAGCAGCGGGACGAGGGGACGACUUUCCAGGAGCGUAUCUGAUAGGCACAGGGCUGGUACGGGGGAUAAUAUAUUUGGCGAUGAUAUCGACGAGGAGAUUGAGAUGGAGGGCGUGAAGGGGGGCGGCGGAGGGGGUGCGUUGCGCCGAUCGGCGUCGUUCGGAAGCAGCUGCCGGGCGGCCGCGGGCGGAGGAAGCGGGGAAGAAGGCGGAGAAGAGGGGGCGGAUGUGCGGGGAUCGCGGGAGUCCCUGUGUCGCAGCGCUAGUCUGGGGGGAAGGCGGAACCCCAGCGCAACGCCUCUCGCCGCUGCGUUGGAGUCAUCUCGCGGCCAUGCGGCGGAAGGGGAGGGGAAAGGUGAGGGCCCGUCGCUUCAGCGGCAGAACGUGCUGCGGGGGAAGGGUGCGGAAGUGGUGGAGAGGGAGAGGCGCGGGGAAGAGGUGGAGAGGGAGAGGCGCGGGGAAGAGGUGGAGAGGGAGAGGCGCGGGGAAGGCAUGCUUAUGCCGCACGGGAUGGAACAGCAACUCCAGCAGCAGCAGCAGCAGCAACUCCAGCAGCAGCAGCAGCAGCAGCAGCAGCAGCAGCAGGAAUGGCAGGCGCAGCAGCAGCGUCAAAUUGGGAAUGGGCAAGAGAAAGUUGUGACUGACGCUGGCAUGGUCAGCAACAGCAGCAGCAGGCUUCGCCGCUCCGUGUCUGCUGACGUGAGUGACGCAAUGCUGGUGACUCUAGGCGGCGCCUGUGACUAUAACGGAGGUGAAACGACUGAGAACAGCAGCAGCAGCCACAGGCGCUUCUACAGCCAUGAGCCUUGGGAGAAUCUGAGUGAGGGUGUGGAUGGUGGUGGCGGGGAAAGGGGAAGGGGAAGGGGGGAAUGGAGUCAUGAUGGCUGCGGGGUAGAGAGCAUGCAAGGAGGCGGGCAUCGGAGAGAGGUUUCGUGUGAUAGUAGCGGAGGUGGCGGUAAGAGGAAGGAGGUGAGGGAGGGGAGCGAGGAUGGCAGUGGGAGAGAAAGAGGGGAAGUGUUUGCGCAUGCCAAUAUUGGAAGUGCUGCUAGUGCUGCUAGUGCUGCCAGUGCUGCUGUAGCUUCGGCUUACGGUGGGCAUGGUGGUGGGAUUCUGGGAAAGACAGGAAGACCCAAGGAGGUAGGAGUUUCAGCAUCAGCGUCAGCAUCAGCAGGAGGCUCAGCUGCAGCGGCAGCAGCAGCAGCAGCAGCUGCGGUGGGCGCAGGGAACUCUUCACACUGGUGGAAUGGCCGCAGCAGCCCUCCCCCUCUGCCCAUCCCAUCCUCCUUCGACCCUGCCACCCUCCUCAAACCCACCAGCCCCAUCCUCCGACCCACCAACGGAACCACCUCCCCCAUCGGACCCCACAGCAGAGCACCGUUCUCCACCCCUGUCAGCCCCUUGGCCAGCCCCAGAACCGCCCCGAAAGCCUUCAACAGCCCCCGAAGGACCGGAAGCAGCGGCAGCCCCAGCAGCAACUGCGGAUCCCCAAACACCCCAAACACCCCAGGCACUCCCAACACACCCAACACCUGGCGUGGUGGCAGCAGCGGUGGCAACAACGGUGCACCCCCCUCCUCCUCCUCCCCCAGCAAGAUUGAUCCGAUCAUCCGCUCGGUAGCCUCCAGAGGAGGUUCGGCAGGUGCUGGUGGUGGGCUGCAUGGCAUGAGCAGCAGCAUGGGAGGAGGCAUGGGGAUGGCAGGAAUGGGAAUGGCGGGAUUCAACGCGGUUGGCAGCGGUGGAAUGCAUGGCACCAAUGGCAGCCACGUCAGCCAUGGCAGCACGAACAUGAAUGCAGCGACUGCAGCGGCCAUUGCAGCAGUGGCUGGGAGCAUUGUGAGCGGCACGGGCAGCUCUCAGAGCCGCUCCUGCAGCCGCACGUCCAGCAUGCGAUCCGAGCAAGACGUGAACUUGUCCAAGCUGAGGAACGGGAGCAUUUCCUCCAACGAGUCUUGCCUCUCCAUGUCAACACGCCAGCCGCGGGGGCGACCAAUGAAUGCAGCAGCAGGCAACCAAGUCGGCCCUCCCCUCAGCCAGAGCAUGGGCACCAACGUUUACAACCACCAUCAGCAGCCAAGCACUGGCAACGUCGGCGCAUAUGCACAUCAACCGGCGAACAUGGGCAACAACACGGGCAGUCAUUUCCAGCAGCAGCACCAGGCCAAUCGUAGCCCGUUCUCCACUCCACCCGCAAGCCCUCCUUUGAGCCCGACUCGAGGAUUAGAUGGCGGCGCGACGGGGAAUGGGGAAGGAGGUUCAGGUUUUGGUUCGGCAGCUGGAGAAUUCUCCAUUAGGUUCGGCAGCAGCCGCGGAAGCAGUGGAAGCGGGGGGGGAUCCGCGGGGGAAUCGGCGGGAAAGGCGUUUUGGGGGGAUUCGAGUCGAGCCGCGGCGGCGAUUGACGAUCUGCUCGCUGCGGCAAUGCGCAAAUCACGCUGGCGGGAUUUGGGAGAAUCCGCGCAGCAGCUGCUGUGGUCUUCCCCCGAUCAGGGGAUUAGGGGAAGCCUGAUCGGUGGCGGAAAGGGCGGAGGCGGAGCGGGGAGCGCGGGGAGCAGCAGCGGGGGAGAGAGCCUGGCGGAACGGCGGAGGCUGAUGCGGUUGGGGUAUGAUGGGGGAGAAGGGGUGGUAGCGGGGGAGGAUGGCGGAAAACUGGACCAAUUAGGAGCCGCCAGCGCGAGAACCUUGCCCGCGUCUCUGAUUGGCUCCUGGAACCAGGGCUUACAGGGGAAUGCUGACGUGGACCGUGCUCUAAACGAGCGGCUGGCUCGCGAUGUGACUAUAGUGAUCAGCUCAAAGCACUCUUUCGGAACAGCAGCCGCGCAGCUGGACGCGAUUCUCGCGACCACUCCCCCCUGCCCAGUGAUCUACAUGAUCCCCGGCGCAAUGGACGCGCGCACGCGCGCGCACGUCAGGCGCAGGCAAGCGGAGAGCGCACGGGGGAUGUGGGGUGGCUGGGGCGGCGGAGGGGGAGGCGCAAGCGCGGGGGGGGCAGCGGGCGGCGGAUUAGGGUUUGCAGAUCCUGAACUGGUUUGGGGGGAUGGUGGCGGAGGGAAUAGGCGGAGGCGGAAGGGCAGGGGGAAGGGGCGGGGGAAGGGGGAGGAAGUACAGGGAGGGCGGAGAAUACUCGUUAAGGAGAUGGAGGACGAAUAUGCGAGCGGAUACCUAAUGCGAAACGCAUCAUCAGAGUUAAUCCGCACUAAGUACGCGCUCUUUGUGUUCUCUGACGUGUUCCCGUAUCGACCCAACUGGCUGCAGCAUCUGUUUAGAUUCGCUGAGAAGCAUCCUGAGGGGGUGAUUUUCCUGCCGUUCAUUUGGGAGUGGGGGGGGGAUGCGGGGGGCGGGGGGGCGAAGCUCAGGGCAGGCGGGCUCAGCAGAGGGGCGGGCGUAGGGGGAGGGGUGGGGGGAAGGGGGAGAGGGGCGGUGACGUAUGGUGGUGCGACGAACCUGGGUGGUAGGCCCGGUGCCAGUGCUGCUGCAGGUGCGGCCACUAGUGCUGGCGCUGCUGGUGUGACUGCUGGUGUUGCUAGUAGCAGUAGUGGUGGUGCGGGGGGUGGGAGCAUGGGCAGCGGAUCAGUGGCGAAGCAAGAGGGCCUUAAAGCCCAUGCAGCAUUCGCCUCAGAUAUGCUAUUUGACGACUACAGUAACGACGGGAAGCUCUACCCACAACCAAUAGAAGACGUCCACGUGGCAGGCACCAGAGAUCCGAGCCUGCUGGACCCUCGGGAAUCCCCGGUAGGCGUGGAGGAUCACUGCAUGUUGGUUCGGCAGUCGUUUCUUUCCGAAGCUGUUCUGUUCGACCCUAGGGUCGGGUAUACCCGGCAGGAUCUGGAUUUGGCGCUUACAACAAGGUAUUUUAACUACAAGUCUUACUUAGUGCCGCAGUCUAUAGUGGUAUACCACCACCCGUCUUCCAGCGUGGGAGCGCGGGAUUUGAUCUACUUUGCGCGGCAGAGCGGCGCUGACGUGUGUUCAGCCAAUCAGGUGUUUCUGCGGCACAAGUGGGGGGUUAUAACGGGGCAGCAGUGUAGAGGGUUCGUGGACGCCACUUUAAGGGGCCACGUGUGGACAACUGAGGGCCAGGAGGGGGAUGGCGAAGGGUGGGAGGUGAACGGUGCAGGUGUUGCAGGCAAUGCUGCUGCUGGUGGUGGGGAGGAGGGUAGUGCAGCGAAAGGGGGAGUCGAGGCAGGUGGAAAGGGUACUAGCCUUGACAGCAGCAGCAGCAGCAGCAGCAGCAGCAGCAGUAGUGCCACACCCCCCGCCCGUUUUCUCAUUCCCAAGGGCCAAUCAGAGCAGGCUCAGCUCGUCCUCGCCUUCUUCUCAUUGGUCGGUUUCAACCGUUUCCAGAUGCGCAACCUGCCAGCCUGGCAACCCCUGCCGCCCGCGCCGCCAGCUGUCUGCCACGUCAGAGACAGGACGUUGUGCCAGAUCUCGAUCCCCUGGAUGGCUGUUGCCGCCCGGUUUAUUCCAUUUGUGGACCGACUUGCAACGCUGCCAGAUGCUUUGGCAGAAAAUGCCAAAGCUGCCGCCGCCGCUGCUGCCGCUGGUGCUGGUGGUGCUGCUGCUGCUGGUGCCGGUGGGAAGAGAGUAGUUCUCUCUGGCAGUAGGAAUGGUAGUACUGGUGGUGCUGCCGAGGCUGAGGUUCGGGGAGAGCCAGAGCUGUGGUUCGGCCGAGCCGAGGAGUACCCGAGCCUGCGGGUGAAUCGGGUGGAGGAUCUGUGGCGGGCGGCGUCGCUACGGGACGGACAACUGUUCAUGAUUCGGCACGGAGUGGUCAAACACGGCGAGAAGCAUCCAGGAAGGCGAGCCCCGGAAUUGCCCUUUUUAAUGAGGCUAUACCAUCCGUUUCUGCUGGUGGAAUUGGAAAUGCGGGUGUUUUCUGGGACAGGUGGGGAGAGUGGUGGGGGGAAAGGGGAGGAGGAUAGCAGGUGGUGGAUUGGGGGGAGUGAGGGAGAGGUGGAGGAGGGGACAGGGCUGAGAGGGGGCCGGGACAGGAGCAAGCGGACAGGAGGGGCGGGGAAAACGGUUCUGGAGUCGAGUCUGUUUGAUGGGCUGUCAGUUGUUGUGGAGGAAAAAUGCUUCUUCCCACCAUUGCCCUCUUCUUCUUCCUCUUCUGCUUCCGCUUCGGCUUCUAACCUCUCUUCCUCCUCCACUUCCUCCUCCUCCUCCUCCUCCUCCUCCUCCUCCUCCUCCUCCUCCUCCUCCUCCUCCUCCUCCUCCUCCUCCUCCUCCUCCUCCUCCUCCUCCUCCUCCUCCUCCUCCUCCUCCUCGUCUUCUUCUACCAAAAAAGACACCACCGAUGUAACCCAACCCCAAGGCACGCUACUAACGCCCUUCCCUCCCUCCUCCUCCCCCACCUCCACCACCGAACCUCCCUCCCGGCCCUGCGUCCGUUCGGCGCGGUACUUCCGAGCCUGGAUGUACGUUCGGCACACCGAUCCAGACCACACAGCUCUGCACAUGUUUGAUCGCUUCCGCCGCUCGCUCCGCCGCUCGCUCCCCUCCUCCCCCUCCGCGUGGAUCAACACCACGCGCAUGCACUGGCUUUCUCCAAGGUUACGGAACGUGGUAACGCGGUUACGCGUGGUGCGCUGUGUGCCGAGCAUAUCGGACGGGUGCGAGAUGGGGUGGCGGGUCGGGGCCGUGCCGGACGCGUGGCGGCUGCUGCUGUGGGCGUGGCGGCCGCAGAGUGUGAGGACGGCUCAAUGCGAGAUGGGGUGGCGGGUGGUCGGGGCCGUGCCGGACGCGUGGUGGCUGCUGCUGUGGGCGUGGCGACCGCAAAGCUCACCUCGUCUCCUGUUCAAAAGUCUUUCUGCCCUUCCUCCCCUUCCUGCCCUUCCUGCCCUUCCUGCCCUUCCUUCCCUUCUUGCCCUUCUUUCCCUUCUUGCCCUUCCUUCCCUUCUUGCCCUUCGUUCCCUUCUUGCCCUUCUUUCCCUUCUUGCCCUUCUUGCCCUUCUUUCCCUUCCUGCCCUUCCUGCCCUUCGUUCCCUUCAUGCCCUACCUUGCUUGGCCCUUCAGACGAUUUCUCUGCUAAAGCCGCAUGGACGUGAGUUGGACUCCACACCACAAUUACCGUAUAACUCCUGUUAG
This is a messenger RNA of Closterium sp. NIES-65, 7941 nucleotides long. NCBI's taxonomy places the organism in Eukaryota, Viridiplantae, Streptophyta, Zygnematophyceae, Desmidiales, Closteriaceae. The record is from the annotation of a GenBank genome assembly.